Messenger RNA from Dendroctonus ponderosae (mountain pine beetle), 749 nucleotides. RefSeq lists its product as uncharacterized. Lineage: Eukaryota; Metazoa; Arthropoda; Insecta; Coleoptera; Curculionidae. The record is from RefSeq and is a predicted model, not a curated record.
AAUGGGGUGUGCAUGCGCAACUCAGAGCUCAGCUGAGUCUCACAGCCUCUGCCACUCAACUCCCACUCGCACCUCCAAGCAGGGGAGCACCGGUAAACCAGAUGGGAUAUCUAGGGCUUCCAACCCUAGUAGUAGAUCUCUUCUGGGCUGACGCGAGGGGAGGACGACUUCGGCUAUGGACAAGGAAGCUGGCGGACAGCUAUAAAACGCAUUCUGGGCCAAGCCCACAUGGAUUUCGGAAUAGAAAAAUUGUCUACGGUGCAGGGGAGGGAUACCCCAGUACCGGUCGGGAUAAGUGGUGCCGUUGCAGGCCACCCCCGACCGUCAUCAAGCGACUGCGACAAACCCUCUCCUUCGGUGGUCCCCAGGGCCGACGGAACCAGUGGAAAAACUACCGGGAAAAAUACAAAAGAAGACAAAGCUGUAGCAAAAAAAGUAGCUGCAAAGAUAGAUGCAGAUCUAAUGGAUCCACCUCAAAGACAAGCGAGUUCGCGGAGAAGUAACUCAGUCGGAGACGUCCGGUUUUUUCCCCAAAUUUCAAUCCAGGGUAGAAGAAAUUUCGGCAUCAUCGACCUCAUCUGGGACGAUAAGGGAGAGACGUCACUGCAGAUGAUCAGCAGCCCGGAUAGAGGGAGCAUAUCUGGAACCAUAAGCAGGGAAAAGGAGGUAAACGAUGGAAGUAAACCAGAUAAGAAGAGAAAGCGACUGGAUGACACCAUCUGCGAAAGGGCAGUGGUGGAGCUGCAGGA